This is a messenger RNA of Triticum aestivum (bread wheat), 2314 nucleotides long. Its product is annotated as beta-arabinofuranosyltransferase RAY1-like. The record is from RefSeq and is a predicted model, not a curated record. NCBI's taxonomy places the organism in Eukaryota, Viridiplantae, Streptophyta, Magnoliopsida, Poales, Poaceae. The transcript has 4 exons. Bases 42 to 2255 code for a protein of 737 amino acids. Gene Ontology annotation, molecular function: glycosyltransferase activity.
CCUGACUUCUCCCGCCCCGCCACUCGCCUGCGCUUGGCCAGAUGCUUCUCCCUUCGCACGCCCACCGCCGUCCUCCUCUUCCGCGCCGCCGGGGAGCGUCGUCGCGCCGCGGCGUUCAUGGCCUUAUUACUACAUCGCCGCGCCGAGCAGGAUGCCUCGUCGUCCUCCUCCUCGCCCUCGCCUCCGUCGUCCUCGCGGCGGCCGUGCUCCACCGCGCCUCCUCAAAACCGCGCGCCGGCCACCACCAUCGUGAGGAAGGCCACCUCCGGACCGCCGCUCGGAGGGUCACGAUCUUCUCAUCCCCGCUCCGCCCGCCCGACGGCUCGCCCGCGCGGCAGGAGCUGGCGGUGCGGUCGUGGCUGGCGCUCCCGUGGGACGUCACCGUCGUGCUCCUCGGCUCCCACCCGUCGGCGCUCGCGCUCGCGGGGCGGCUCGGACGCCGGGUCACCGUCGAGGCCGCCGUCGAUUCCUCGUGCGGGCACCCUCGCAAAUUUAACUCGCCGUCUGUUCAGUCCGCCAUGGAAGCUGCCCGAACUGAGGAACUGAGCUGCACCUGCCCUCCUGGUUUCAGGUUCACGGGGACGCCAUUCUUCCACUCCAUGAUCGCAAGAGCGCAAGCCGCCGACGACUCCGACGUCUGCGUCCUCGUCGACGCCGAAGUCGUUCUGCUCCCCGAAGCCGUCACAUUACUGGCAGAUCUCAGCAAAAUUGACCGUGAGUGGCUCCUCGUUUCAGCGUCACGCAACGUUUCCAGCUUCUCCUACAAUCUCGCCCACAGUGCGAUGCUAGAGGAGAUUCAAGCUGAGGAAUGGGCAGCAGAUGGCAGCGACAGGGGGCUCGUUUUCGCGUGGAACAAUCCGGGCCGUCCAUUGCUUGCAGGAGUCGUGCCUUCUUUUCUGUAUGGAAGAGGGGCGCACAGCAGGUGGCUGAUCCAUGAAGUUCUGUCAUCUGAAACGAGGCUCGUCUUCGAUGCAAGCAGUCUAGUUCUUGGGCUAUACCCCGAAGAUUCCACGGCAAAGCGCGGCGCUGGUUCGAGUAGCAGCGGCAGAUUACCUGGUGGAUCAUGGGAGCACGGUGUCAACCGGCAUCUCGCUUCGGUUUACGGGUCGUAUUGCCGUCGUCCGCCAGGAGGACAUCAUCAUUCUUUCUCCAUGCUGUAUGAAGUGGUAAAGCAUUCUGAAGAUUACAUGUUGAGCAAAGUUGAAGAGCCUACAUUCUCAAGAUUUGUCACAGGUAAAGAACAGGAUGCCCAUGAAGAGGUUGGUGGUAACCCAUGGAACAAAGAGAACAAUUGCUUGCCUGAUCAUCUGCCAAGCUAUUCUUCAGAAGCCUCUGACGUUCCAUAUUCAUUAGAAAUGCUCCUUCGGUUCGUAGCCGACGAUAAUAAGUCUGUUGUUCUUGGUGUGGCUGGGGCAAGUUACAGGGACAUGCUUAUGAGCUGGGUGUGCCGCUUGCGCCGUCUCAGAGUCGCCAAUUUUGUAGUCUGUGCUCUAGAUCAAGAGACAUACGAAUUCUCCGUCUUGCAGGGUUUGCCAGUUUUCAGAGAUCCAACGUCGCCAAACAACGUCAGUUUUGAUGACUGCCACUUUGGAACCCAGUGUUUUAAGCGAGUGACCAAGGUUAAAUCGCGCAUUGUUCUGGAGAUUAUAAGGAUGGGGUACAACGUGCUGCUGAGUGAUGUUGAUGUCUACUGGUUUCACAAUCCAGUGCAGUUCCUGCACUCUCUUGGACCUGCUACAUUCGCAGCCCAAUCAGAUGAAUACAAUGAGACAGGGCCAAUAAACCUGCCACGCCGGCUAAAUUCGGGUUUCUACUACGCCCGAUCAGACAGCGCCACCAUCACCGCGAUGGAGAUGGUAGUGAAGCACGCGGCCAAAUCAAACUCAUCUGAGCAGCCAAGCUUCUAUGACGUCCUGUGUGGGAAGGAAGGUGUGAACCGACUCGGCAACGACAGAUGCCUAGAGCCUAGCACAAACCUCACCGUCGUGUUUCUGGACCGGGAUUUGUUCCCCAACGGAGCUUACAAGGGGCUCUGGGGAAGGCAUGACAUGCGCUCAGCUUGCAAGAAGCUCGGGUGCUUCAUCAUCCACAAUAACUGGGUAAACGGGAGGAAGAAGAAACUCUGGCGACAGAUGGAAUCCGGGCUGUGGGACUAUGAUCCUGGCUUCAGGAUGUGCUUGCAGAGCUGGGGUGAAGCAAGUAGUAGCUUCACAGUGGCCGAGCAGUUUCACGCGUCUGACGACAUGGAAAGUUAGUACCUGACCUUAUUGUAGACAGUUAGCUACUUGCCAAUGCUAAUUCUGAAAAUGUUCAA